AUGGUUAAUUUGAUUUCAGAGAAUAUGGAUGGUUUAAUCCAACUAAGUUUGGAAAGCAACAGAUUUAAUGAGACUAUUCCAGAGAGCUUGAGUGGGUUAUCAAAACUGAGACUUUUGGAUGUCGCAGCAAAUUCAUUCAUUGGUACUUUAACUGAACACCAUUUUGCUAAUUUAACAAACUUGCUUUACAUGGGUCUCUCUUGUAAUUCGUUGCAGCUGAAUGUGACCAAGGAUUGGGUGCCGUCCUUUCAUGCUGAUACUAUCCUGAUGUACUCUUGCACAAUAAGCCCUGAUUUUCCUGCUUGGCUCAAAACUCAAACAGUUCUUGCAAGUCUUUAUCUAUCUAGUGCAAGAAUUUUUGGUAAUGUCCCGACAUGGUUUUGGAAUUUACUAUCCAAUUCUUUGGCCCUUCUCAAUUUAUCACAUAAUAAUUUAACUGGAAUUCUACCUAUUUUCUGGAAUUCUGUCUUGGAGGUUAUUGAUCUGAGUCAUAAUAAAUUUGAAGGUUUGAUACCUGAGUGGAUUUCCCCGGGUUUGAACAUCAUUGAUCUUAGAAACAACUCCUUAUUUGGUCAUAUUCCAUUAUCCUUUGCUACAGCAAACCAAAUUCAAGCUCUCUCUUUAUCACAUGAACAUAUUAAUGGCAGCAUUCAAUUUUUUUUUUUUUGUAACCUCUCUACUUUGAUAGUGCUUGAUCUAUCUAGCAAUAACAUGUCUGGAGAACUUCCCCAUUGCUGGAAUCAGUUAUCAUGGUUAGCGAUUAUUGAUUUAUCUAACAACAAUUUCUUUGGCAACAUUCCAAAUGCCAUUGUGUCUCUUACUAAUCUUCAAUCUUUGCAUUUGCGAAAGAAUGACCUAUCCGGGAAUCUCCCUUUUUCGUUGAAAAAUGCAAACAAAUUGGUGGUUCUUCAUGUUAAUACAAGGACCCGCCACCCUAACUUCUCCAUAAUUGCAGUUGUGGGGAAGGAUUGA
Messenger RNA from Dioscorea cayenensis subsp. rotundata (Guinea yam), 972 nucleotides. RefSeq names its product receptor-like protein EIX2. Bases 1 to 972 code for a protein of 323 amino acids. Gene Ontology annotation, molecular function: protein binding. The record is from RefSeq and is a predicted model, not a curated record. The transcript has a single exon. Lineage: Eukaryota; Viridiplantae; Streptophyta; Magnoliopsida; Dioscoreales; Dioscoreaceae.